AUGGCAAGAAUUAGAGGCAGAGCAGGGUAUAAACCACGCCCUUGUAACAAAACAGAGGUUUUGCAAUGGCUUAAAACCCUCCCUUUAGCCCCUGAAUUUCGUCCGACCCUCGAAGAAUUUGAGGACCCAAUUGCUUAUAUUCAUAAAAUUGAGAAAGAAGCUUGUGUGUAUGGUAUAUGUAAAAUUAUACCCCCUGUCUUAUUGCCCUUGACGAAAAGUACUUUUUUUCAACUUAAUAAGUCUUUGGUGGCCUGUUCUGCCUCCCCGGAAGGCGAAUUAAGGCCUACGUUCACUACCCGGGUGCAGCAAGUUGGUUCUUGCCCAGGAAAAGGGCACCCUGUGAUUAAGUCUGUGAGGGAGAGUGGUAGGAGUUACACUGUUGAGGAAUUUAAAGCAAAGGCCAAGUCUUUGGAGAGGAAUUAUUUUAAGAAAAGUUCGAUAGAUAAAGGGGCUUUAAGUCCUUUGGAAAUUGAGACACUUUAUUGGAAUGCUAAUGCUGAGAAACCCUUUGAGGUUGAGUAUGCGAAUGACAUGCACAUAUCGGCUUUUGUGGAGUUGGAAAAGCGGAGGGGAGGAGAUGGAUUGAGUGAUGAUUUGAAUGUGGGAGAUACGGAUUGGAAUUUGAGGGGUGCGGCCAGGUCCAGAAGGUGUUUGCUGAAGUUUGUGAAGGAUGAUAUCCCUGGGGUUACAUCCCCAAUGGUGUAUAUAGGAAUGUUAUUUAGCUGGUUUGCGUGGCACAUGGAGGAUCAUGACCUGCACAGCCUCAAUUAUCUGCACACCGGGGAUAGGAAGACCUGGUAUGGAGUGCCUCAGCAUGCGGCAGCCGCUUUUGAGGAUGUGAUCCGUAAUCACGGAUAUAAUGGAGAGAUGAAUCCUCUCUUGAGUUAUGCUACUCUUGGUCAAAAGACUACCGUCCUGUCUCCGGAAGUUAUUGUAAAUGCAGGCAUACCAUGUUGCAGGCUGGUACAAAAUCCAGGAGAAUUCGUAGUCACUUUUCCAAGGGCUUACCACUCUGGAUUCAGUCAUGGAUUCAACUGUGCGGAAGCUUCAAAUAUUGCAACUCCUGAAUGGUUGCGGUUUGCAAGAGAAGCUGAAAUGCGCAGGGCUGCUAUAAACUCUUCUCCAUUAAUUUCCCACAUCCAAUUGCUUUAUGAUCUUGCGCUGUCAUUCUCUUCAAGAGGACCAGCGAGCAUGGAAACAAGAAGUUCUGGAUUAGAAGAGAAGAAAGGUGAAGGGGAAAGGCUGGUGAAGGAGCUCUUUCUGCAAGAUGUGAAGCAUGAUAUCAGCCUGCUUCACAGUCUUGGGAAAGGAUCUGCAGCUAUCCUUUUUCCCCGUGAUUUUAUCGUUGGAAAUUUUCCUGAAUUGCGUGAUGGACUUUUCCCAUGUUUAGCUUGUGGGGUUUUAUGUUUUGCUUGUGCUGCAAUCAUAAAACCUGGUAAAGUAGAUGUUCACAAUCUCAUGCUAGCUGAUUUUGGCAAUAUUGGAGGUAGUGGUGUUGCUUCUGACAUUGCUGCUAGUAAUUGGUGGUUUCGUUCUGCCGGAUCUGCCAAGAAUGCUGUGCUGGAUUCUGGUUUAGCUAUGAAUUAUGAGGAUGCUUCCGACUCUGAAACUGAAGCGAGAGAGUUUUCCCCAGUAUCUGACCUUGCUGAGGAGUCCUUUCCAUCACAUGUCUUCUGUCUUCAGCAUGCUUUUGAAGUUAAAGAGAAACUGGAUGCGCUUGGGGGCAUGCACAUGUUACUCCUUUGUCAUCCAGAUUAUCCCAAGUUUCUGGCUGAAGCAAAACUAGUGGCUGAUGAACUGGGAGCAGAACAAAUUUCGAGCGAUAUUUCCUUCAGGACUGCCACUGAAGAAGACAAGGAAAGAAUCAAAUCAGCUGUAGAUAGUGAAGGGUCCAAUCUUUCUUUCAGUGCCAACCCAAGUCCAAAAUUAAAGAGAAAGGGUAUGGAUGAUCUUGAGCCAGCCCAAAGAAGCAAGUUUCCAAGAGUUGAAGAGUCAACCAAGGCGACAGACCAGGAACAGGUUAGAGUAUCCGAAAAUUUACCUAAGCCACCAGAACCUGAUGUAGUGCCUGGCAAUUUAUCAAGAACAACUGAUUUGGCCUCUGGGAGUAGAAAAGACAAAUGUAUUAUACAAUACAAGAGGACUUACAAAAAUAAGUCCAAGGUAAAGCCAAUCCAGGAGGAGACUCCCCAUGACCAGGGCACUGAUAAUUUGGAAGGUGGGCCGAGCACUAGACUCAGGCCAAGAAAGUUAAAUCAGCCUCCAAAGGACCCGAAACAUGUUACACACAAAGUUGUAGCAAAAGAUGAACUGAAGACAUCCAGUAACAGAGGAAAAUCGGCUUCUGGAAUUCAAGCAUCAGCUGGUAGCAGCUCCAAAAAAGCAGAGGCAAAGUAUUCAUGUGAAGUAUGCAUGAUGAACUUUGGCUCCAAAAAAGAGCUGGGGCUCCAUGAAAAAAAUAUCUGCUCGGUCAAGGGGUGCGGAAAGAAGUUUGCGUCGCACAAAUAUCUGAUCCACCAUCAGAAGGUGCAUCGUGAGGACCGCCCCCUACAAUGCACUUGGGAAGGCUGCACCAAGACGUUUAAAUGGGCUUGGGCUCGGACGGAACAUAUCAGAGUUCAUACAGGUGACCGUCCAUAUACCUGUGCUGAGACUGGCUGUGGCAAAACAUUUCGCUUUGUGUCAGAUUUCAGUCGCCACAGGAGGAAGACAGGACACUCAGGGUAG
Messenger RNA from Daucus carota subsp. sativus, 2727 nucleotides. Its product is annotated as lysine-specific demethylase REF6-like. Lineage: Eukaryota; Viridiplantae; Streptophyta; Magnoliopsida; Apiales; Apiaceae. The transcript is spliced from 8 exons. Gene Ontology annotation, molecular function: histone H3K4me/H3K4me2/H3K4me3 demethylase activity. Gene Ontology annotation, cellular component: nucleus; chromatin. Bases 1 to 2727 code for a protein of 908 amino acids. Gene Ontology annotation, biological process: chromatin remodeling; regulation of gene expression. The record is from RefSeq and is a predicted model, not a curated record.